Nomascus leucogenys (northern white-cheeked gibbon) is the source of this 562-nucleotide messenger RNA. RefSeq names its product ribosomal protein L32 (gene RPL32). Gene Ontology annotation, biological process: translation. The record is from RefSeq and is a predicted model, not a curated record. Gene Ontology annotation, cellular component: cytosolic large ribosomal subunit; ribosome. Gene Ontology annotation, molecular function: structural constituent of ribosome. Lineage: Eukaryota; Metazoa; Chordata; Mammalia; Primates; Hylobatidae.
AGGGGUUACGUCCCAUCAGCCCUUGCGCGCCACCGUCCCUUCUCUCUUCCUCGGCGCUGCCUACGAAGGUGGCAGCCAUCUCCUCCUCGGCAUCAUGGCCGCCCUCAGACCCCUUGUGAAGCCCAAGAUCGUCAAAAAGAGAACCAAGAAGUUCAUCCGGCACCAGUCAGACCGAUAUGUCAAAAUUAAGCGUAACUGGCGGAAACCCAGAGGCAUUGACAACAGGGUUCGUAGAAGAUUCAAGGGCCAGAUCUUGAUGCCCAACAUUGGUUAUGGAAGCAACAAAAAAACAAAGCACAUGCUGCCCAGUGGCUUCCGGAAGUUCCUGGUCCACAACGUCAAGGAGCUGGAAGUGCUGCUGAUGUGCAACAAAUCUUACUGUGCCGAGAUCGCUCACAAUGUUUCCUCCAAGAACCGCAAAGCCAUCGUGGAAAGAGCUGCCCAAUUGGCCAUCAGAGUCACCAACCCCAAUGCCAGGCUGCGCAGUGAAGAAAAUGAGUAGGCAGCUUGUGUGCACAUUUUCUGUUUAAAUAAAUGUAAAAACCGCCAUCUGGCAUCUUCC